Messenger RNA from Symphalangus syndactylus (siamang), 2164 nucleotides. RefSeq names its product RELT like 2 (gene RELL2). The record is from RefSeq and is a predicted model, not a curated record. NCBI's taxonomy places the organism in Eukaryota, Metazoa, Chordata, Mammalia, Primates, Hylobatidae. Gene Ontology annotation, biological process: positive regulation of p38MAPK cascade; positive regulation of cell-substrate adhesion.
GUGGGAGCUCCGCCCCUCGCCCGGCUCCGCUCUCCAGGGAUCUGGGGCUUUGAGCGUCCCGAGUUGGGCAGGGAACUGGUAGCAUCGCUCCUAGGAUGCAAGGGCCAUUUGUCUCCGGCCGGGGGUCAGAUUCUCGGGAAGCCGAGCCAUCCCAUCCAGCCGCUUGCCCCAAACCAGGCGCAGGCCGUGGUCACUUCUCUAGGAAGCUCCGAAGAUCCCGCCACUCCGUCCCUCAAAGGUGCGGAAAGCCGGCUUCCCCCAGCCCUCGGGGAAGAUUCCUGACUCUCCGCUCGGUCGGGGCACCUGAGGGCAGGAGCUGCGCCAGGCGUACCGGAUAGACCAGUGGACAACACCCACGCCUGUCCUCUACCCGGACCCAGACUCGGCGCCGCACAUUGCCCCGGGGGGACCCGCCGCAGUCACGCGCGCGCAGAGCUCACGCUCUCCGCCUCGCACACCUGCGCUCCGCCCCCUGGUCCUGGGCCCGCGACGGGCGAAGGCAUUUGGGAAGCCAGGGCGGCAGCGGAGGCGAUCUCCCUGACCCAGGGCCGGAGUUGCCUGGAGCCGGCCGCCGCUCUCAGCAAGCCCGCAUCCUUCCCUGUCCUUCCCUCCCCCCGCCUGCCACGGCGCGGGUAUCCGCAGCCACAGCCCGGGGCCGGUGAGGCGGCGAAGGGGGAGGGGAGGAAUCAAGGGAUGAGCGCCGGAAGGGCGUCGGGGGCCCUGAGCCGCACUAGGACGCCCCUGGAGCCGGAACCCCAGCAGAAGCCGGAACCAGAACCAAAUCACCGGUACCGGGUGGACCAGCUGCAGCCCCCUAAACCCAGGAGGCGUCCUGGCCCGCGCUCGCCCCCCAGGGCCUCAUGUCGGAACCACAGCCUGACCUGGAACCGCCCCAGCAUGGGCUGUAUAUGCUCUUCCUGCUUGUGCUGGUCUUCUUCCUCAUGGGCCUGGUAGGCUUCAUGAUCUGCCACGUGCUCAAGAAGAAGGGCUACCGCUGCCGCACGUCGAGGGGCUCUGAGCCUGACGAUGCCCAGCUUCAGCCCCCUGAGGACGAUGACAUGAAUGAGGACACAGUAGAAAGGAUUGUUCGCUGCAUCAUCCAAAAUGAAGCCAAUGCUGAGGCCUUGAAGGAGAUGCUGGGGGACAGUGAAGGAGAAGGGACAGUGCAGCUGUCCAGUGUGGAUGCCACCUCCAGCCUGCAGGACGGAGCCCCCUCCCAUCAUCACACAGUGCACCUGGGCUCUGCAGCCCCUUGCAUCCAUUGCAGCCGCAGCAAGAGGCCUCCACUUGUCCGUCAGGGACGCUCCAAGGAAGGAAAAAGCCGCCCCCGGACAGGGGAGACCACUGUGUUCUCUGUGGGCAGGUUCCGGGUGACACACAUUGAGAAGCGCUAUGGACUGCACGAACACCGUGAUGGCUCCCCCACGGACAGGAGCUGGGGCUCUGGUGGGGGACAGGACCCAGGGGGUGGUCAGGGGUCUGGGGGAGGGCAGCCCAAGGCAGGGAUGCCUGCCAUGGAGAGGCUGCCCCCUGAGAGGCCACAGCCCCAGGUCCUAGCCAGCCCCCCAGUACAGAAUGGAGGACUCAGGGAUAGCAGCCUAGCCCCUCGUGCACUUGAAGGGAACCCCAGAGCUUCUGCAGAGCCAACGAGGGCCGGAGGGAGGGGCCCAAGCCCAGGGCUGCCCACUCAAGAGGCAAAUGGGCAGCCAAGCAAACCAGACACUUCCAAUCACCAGGUGUCUCUACCACAGGGAGCAGGGAGUAUGUGAGUCUCCUUCAUUGUGCUGAUGGACUACCAGCUGGCAGGGCCAGGGGGUGGGUGGGCAUGAAGGCCCUCCCCUCCACUCGACAGCACUGCCCCCCAGCUGAGUGACCAGCUCUACUUCCACCUGGAGUUGCACAGUCUCAGGCUGGGGGCCUCAGGAGACGUCACAGCCCCUCAGUCUCUUCUCCUUCCCCUGCCUGCAACAGGCUGCCUGCCCCACCUUCCCCAAUACCUCGCUCCAUAUGAUAGAGCGUGGCAGCUGGGAGCAGGCCCCUGCCCGUGGUGGGCCCCUAAAGCAAUAGCACCGUAGGCCCCCUGCCCUCUUAGCACAAGAGGCCCAGGCACAGGCCUGGCCUUCGUGCCCUUUAUUCAUUGUCAAUAAAUCUGCUCAGACCAUUA